AUGGCCGACGCAGCGACGGACCUCUCGCACCUCAGCGAGUCGCAACAACUUGCGCUCCAACAGUUCACCUCCGUCACCGACCAGGACCUCUCGACCGCAUUACCCAUCCUUCAGAAAUGCCAGUGGAACGCACAGAUAGCCAUCACCCGCUUCUUCGACGGCGACGCUGAGACCGUCGACCCCGCCGCCGAAGCAGCCCGCGCACCCCCUCCCUCCGACACCCGUCGGACAGAGACACUCCUCGACAGCAUCCCCAAUCGCUCCCGACCCAGACCCAACGGCGACCAUGCCGCAGACCUCGCCCCUCGAGUGGCUGCCGUACCUGAGAGCCAGCGAGUACAACCGGUGCCCUUCCCGCUCUCCCUCGUUCUCCUCCCGUUCAACCUCACCUACACUCUCCUCCAACGCGCCUUUGGCAUAAUAGGCUACCUCUUCCCCUUCCUCCCUCGUCUCCUCGCCCGCUUCCGCCUCCCACAAGGCCCCUCUCGGGACACCCGCCGUCGACCUCUCAGUCCCCGAGAUACCGCCGCCCGCUUCAUGCGCGAGUUCGAGGAAGAAUACAGCGUCCCACACACCACCCUCCCCUUCCACGAAGAAGGCUACAGCCACGCCUUUGACGCCGCGAAACGAGACCUCAAAUAUCUCCUCGUUGUCCUCCUAUCCCCCGAACACGAUGAUAACGCCCCUUUCGUCCGGGAUACGCUCCUCUCCACUGAAUUUGUCGAGUUCAUAAACCAAUCACAAAGUAAAUCCGACAUCGUUCUCUGGGCAGGCACAGUGCAAGACGCCGAAGCAUACCAAGUCGCCUCCGCCCUCAACGUCACGCGCUUCCCUUACGUAGCGUUAAUAGCGCAUACACCGUCUGUAUCAGCGACAGCGAUGAGCAAGCUCACAACUUCCUCCGGCCCUAUCGCUGCGGGAGAUUUGAUCGCGAAGCUGCAAGCGGCGAUGCAAGAGCAUGGUCAGGAACUUGGACGGGUGAGGGCGCAGAGAAGGGAGCAGGAGGCGACGAGGAAUCUGCGGCAGGAGCAGGAGUCCGCGUAUGAGCGGUCGCUGGCGCAGGAUCGGGAGAAGGCGAGGAGAAAGAAGGAAGAAGAAGCGGAGAAGGAGAAGUUAGAGAGGGAGACAAGGGAGAGAGAAGAGAGGAAGGCGGAGAGGGCGAGGGUAUUGGCGCAGUGGAGAAGGUGGAGGGCGAGGAGGAUAGAGGCUGAGCCGCAGGCGGAGGAGAAAGAGGCUGUAAGAGUGUCACUACGCAUGAUCAAGGGCGAGAGGGUCAUAAGAAGAUUCCGUCCAGACGCCGGGUUGGAGGAACUGUACGCUUUCGUGGAGUGCUACGACCUUCUCAACGACGAGGAUCAAAUGAACAGCGAAAAGGAGCCACAGGCGCCAGAAGGCUACGAGCACGUGUACAAGUUCCGGCUCGUAUCGCCUAUGCCCCGCGAGGUGUUUGAAGUGGACAAAGGUGGCAGCAUACGGGAACGGAUCGGCAGGAGUGGGAAUCUCAUCGUCGAAAAGAAUCUCGACGAGGAUGAUAGUGACGAUGAUGAGGACGAUGAAAUGGAAGCAUAG
This is a messenger RNA of Saxophila tyrrhenica, 1569 nucleotides long. RefSeq names its product UBX domain-containing protein 10 (gene ucp10). Bases 1 to 1569 code for a protein of 522 amino acids. The record is from RefSeq and is a predicted model, not a curated record. Lineage: Eukaryota; Fungi; Ascomycota; Dothideomycetes; Mycosphaerellales; Extremaceae. The transcript has a single exon. Gene Ontology annotation, molecular function: ubiquitin binding. Gene Ontology annotation, cellular component: endoplasmic reticulum.